Messenger RNA from Theileria equi strain WA, 1167 nucleotides. Its product is annotated as 60S ribosomal protein L3, putative. Gene Ontology annotation, molecular function: RNA binding; structural constituent of ribosome. The record is from RefSeq and is a predicted model, not a curated record. The transcript is spliced from 2 exons. Gene Ontology annotation, biological process: translation; ribosomal large subunit assembly. Gene Ontology annotation, cellular component: cytosolic large ribosomal subunit; ribosome. Lineage: Eukaryota; Apicomplexa; Aconoidasida; Piroplasmida; Theileriidae. The coding region runs from base 1 to 1167 and encodes 388 amino acids.
AUGUCUCACAGGAAGUUUGAGCGCCCGAGGAGCGGCUCCUUGGGUUUCUUGCCCCGCAAGCGUUGCAAGAUGCACAGAGGAAAGGUCCGUUCCUUCCCCAAGGACGAUCCUUCCCUUCCUCCUCAUUUCACGGCCUUCAUGGGCUACAAGGCUGGUAUGACCCACGUCGUUACCGAGGUUGACAGGCCAGGCUCCAAGCUCCACAAGAAGGAGGUUGUAGAGGCUGUCACCAUCGUGGAGACGCCACCAAUGGUCGUCGUCGGACUCGUUGGAUAUAUCGAGACCCCCAAGGGACUCAAGGUGCUCACAACCGUCUGGGCAGCUCACCUGUCUGACGAGUGCAGAAGAAGGUUCUACAAGAACUGGUACAAGUCCAAGAAGAAGGCCUUCACCAAGUACACUAAAAAGUUCCAGGAGGGCAAGGUCGACAAGGAGAUUUCCAGAAUCAAGAACUACGCCACCGUUGUAAGGGCCAUCUGCCACACACAGCCAUCCAAGCUCUCCAUCUCCCUCAGGAAGGCCCAUAUCAUGGAGGUCCAGGUCAACGGCGGAAGCAUUGCCGAUAAGGUUGACUUUGUGACUGGUUUGUUCGAGAAGCCCAUUCCGGUUUCGUCUGUAUUUUCCGAGAAUGAAAUGCUCGACACUGUUGGUGUGACCAAGGGUCACGGAACAAAGGGUGUCGUAUCUCGUUAUGGUGUCACUAGACUCCCAAGAAAGACCCACAGAGGUUUGAGAAAGGUUGCCUGUAUCGGUGCUUGGCAUCCUGCUCGCGUUCAGUUCCAGGUUCCCAGACAUGGUCAAAAGGGUUACUUCCACAGGACUGAGAGAAAUAAAAAGAUUUACAGAAUUGGUCUUGGUACUAAUCCCAGGAACGCUUCUACUGAUGCUGAUUUGACUGAAAAGAAGAUUACGCCAAUGGGUGGCUUCCCUCACUAUGGUGUUGUAAAGGAGGACUUUUUGAUGCUCAAGGGCUGCAUUGUUGGCCCCAAGAAGCGCGUAAUCACCCUCAGGAAGACCCUUGUUCCACAAGUCUCCAGGGCUGCCCUCGCAGAGGUUUCUCUCAGGUUUAUCGAUACUUCCUCCAAAUGGGGACACGGAAGAUUCCAGACUUCUGAUGAAAAGAAGAAGUUUUACGGACCACUCAAGUCUCAUGCUGAAACUGCCUAG